GACCAACCUAACCUUAGCCCCAGGAACUCCAAAGCACUUCACCUGCAGACUCUAAUAAAAACGUGCCCCAAUGUCUACCUCUCUCUGUCUGCACUCUGCUUUGACCUCCGCAUAUGGCCCCUCAAGGUGUGCCAGGCACUUCCUCCAGAACUUUUUUUACUAGGUGCUGUUUAUGUGGUACCCUGCUAUGUACUGAAUGUUGUGAUUCUGCAAAAUUCAUAUGUUGAAGCCUAAUCCCCAAUAUGAUGUUUGGAGGUGGAGCCUUUGGGUGGGACAGGCCUUCAACAACUUAAAUCACCUACACAUGGAGCACAAAGAUGAUGACGACGAUGAUGUGUCUUUUGCCAAAUGGAUGAGCAGCUUCUGGGGUCACAGCUGGAUAGAAGAGAACGAGAGAGGACUCCGGGACCAUCAUGGACCACAAAAUGCCACUCACAGGAAAACCUCCCUGCCCUGCCCAUUUCCUGUGCUUCCCAGAAUCACAUCGUCUGACAGCCAUCCCAGAAGACAUUCUCAUGAGGACCAGGGAUUUCAAUGCCAUACCCACAUGUUGGAUUACAGAAAAUGCUCAGCAGAUGAGUCAUUCAAGGAGGCACUGGAAUCAAAAGGAAGAUCUCAUUCCAAAAUUCAAGCAUUUUCAGAGUCCUUUGAACAGAAACUGUGCUUUAGAACCAAACGCUCCGUCUCUUUGGGGCCUGAGAGCAGGAAGGAGAGGAGAGAAAGGGAAUGCCUGAGGAUGGAGAUAAAAUCUCGAAAGAAAGUGGAGGAAAGAAGGAACCCUAGGAAGGAAGAACACGGAGAAGCACACAUGCCCCCCUUGGUUAAAAGAGAGUCCAAAUAGUGUUUCCAUAUCAUGUCUCCAGAUGCCAGGUUUUGGUGGCACUUGUGAAGGAGUGUCCGGAAAUGCUGAGUGACUGCAGUGGUCCAUCAGUGCAGGGCUCCCCAAGAUGACUCGCGCCUGACUCCCACUGCUUCUGAUGUCUUAGUCCGAGAGUGUGAUCUGCUAUGUGGUCCUUUUAUGGGAAUAAAGAAAAGAAAAUGUAUUUUAAUAGAAGAAGUGAUUCUUAAAAAUGUAAAGAAAGAUAUUUAAAGAGCCACCAACGCAUCUUCACUAACUCUUCUUCUGUAUCAACCUUGCAAAUAAGUUUAAAUAAAAGUCAUUGAUGUGACUCUAAGUUUA
Messenger RNA from Mustela lutreola (European mink), 1180 nucleotides. RefSeq names its product leukemia NUP98 fusion partner 1 (gene LNP1). Bases 221 to 841 code for a protein of 206 amino acids. The transcript is spliced from 5 exons. The record is from RefSeq and is a predicted model, not a curated record. NCBI's taxonomy places the organism in Eukaryota, Metazoa, Chordata, Mammalia, Carnivora, Mustelidae.